Molecule: messenger RNA, 3819 nt
Organism: Pelodiscus sinensis (Chinese soft-shelled turtle)
Lineage: Eukaryota; Metazoa; Chordata; Testudines; Trionychidae
Source: RefSeq, a predicted model, not a curated record
CCCACCAAUGGGAUAUGGAUCAGCCCCUACCAUGCCCACUGGAGAAGAAAAUUCUGAAUAUGUUCGGACUCUCUAUGAUUUUCUUGGGAGUGAUACUGAAGAUCUGCCAUUUAAAAAGGGUGAGAUACUGGUAAUUUUAGAGAAGCCUGAAGAACAGUGGUGGAGUGCCAGAAACAAGGAUGGUCGAAUUGGGAUGAUCCCUGUUCCUUAUGUAGAGAAGAUGGUCAGAUCGUCUCCUCAUGGGAAGCAUGGUAACAGGAAUUCCAACAGCUAUGGUAUUCCAGAACCUGCACAUGCUUAUGCUCAACCUCAGACCACAAGUCCCCUUCCCUCUGUAUCCAGUACACCUGGAGCAGUGAUCAGUCCUCUGCCAUCAACACAGAAUGGACCGGUCUAUGCCAAAGCUAUUCAAAAAAGAGUUCCAUGUGCUUAUGACAAGACUGCCUUGGCAUUAGAGGUUGGAGACAUCGUGAAGGUUACAAGAAUGAAUAUAAAUGGUCAGUGGGAAGGCGAAGUCAAUGGCAGAAAAGGGCUCUUCCCUUUCACGCAUGUCAAAAUAAUUGACCCUCAAAACCCAGAUGAAAACGAGUGAUUCCUGUUGCCCAGCUUACACUGCUGCUUCAUUUUUCUGGCUACAAUAAGCAUUUUGAGGUGGGAAUGAUGACUGUCAAUGGCACACUGUCCAUUUUUUCUAGCUUGCUGCAGUUUGGUGGUUCUUUUCAUACACAUUGGGAAUGCACGCAACUGAAGUCAUGUGCUGACCAUACUAUAGUUGCAUCAUCCAGACUGUAGUAUCACUUUUAAAACUAUUUUGGCCCUUAAGAUGGAGAAGACUGAAGCCGCACAGGCAGAAAGUAGAUAGGAGCAAGAAAACCUUUCCUCUGAGGCUUACAAGGACAGUAUGUUCUGGAUUAAUCAUUAGGAGGAGAUUUCUAACUCUCAAAUCAAAUACAAAACUUCUGCUUUGUUGUACAAAGAGCAACAAAAUACCCCUGCAGUUUUGGAGCUAAGGGAGGGAAGAGCUAGAUUUGGAGAAAUCCUAAAAUAGUAUAGUGAAGUCUUUUUAUAGAUAAUAAAUUGGACACUUUGAGCAGCUGUUUUAACAAGGCUGUUCUGUGAUACAACUCUAAGCUUGCUGUUGACCUAGAAAUAAAGUUUGUGUGACGAAAGCAAAUACCGAUUGAAAACCGCAUUGAAAUGGAAAAAUUUAUGGCAACUUUAGUUCACAUUGUAAACAAUAGCCUAUUUUGUCAUAUACAUGAAACCAUUUCUAUAGAUGAGUGCAGAGAUGAAAAGUUGCUGGAUGAUUUGCAAGCACUAGAACUACAGAAAACGAGCUUUAAAAGGGAAACACUUAAGCCUGGUCUACUCACAGACUUUUGUACUGGUUUAGUUCUUAAGGAGGGGAUAUAGGGUUUUUAAAAUAGCGAUACUAGUACACCCCAAUUGGGGCAGGGGGAAGGGAUACAGAGAAAGGUGCCUUUAUACUGGCAUUACUUACUCCUUUGUAUAAAUUAUAUCAGUAUAAUAGCAUCCACACCUGUGAGUCAUACCACUUUAAAAGUUUAAAUAUAGUUAAACAGAACAAAUUGUGUGAUGAGUCCACCUUUGUGACCCCUUUUGCUUGCCUCUCAAGGUGAAUUGAAACAUCUUUAAAAUAAAUAGAAUACACGUGUACAAAUUUUUAAUAUUCCUGAGGACUUCAUUUGUAUCUUCCCUACAGAAGCUGACAGCUCUAAAUAGCAGGAUGUACUUUUACCCUUUUAAGGUUGUCUUCAAACAUAGAAAAAGAUGCAGAAAUCCAAGCUUUCAUUUCAGCAUUUAGAGGAAUUUACUUGAAACAUUAAACAAAAGUGUUUUUUCAUCCUAUGUUGGAACAUGUAUUCUUUUAAGGAUGUUGGACUGUCAAGCCCGGAGCACAUGUUGCUCUGAACUGUAUAUUGAAGUGCCUUGAGGUUCUUGCAGAGAAGGCACUGAAGAAUGCAAAAAAGUUCAGCCAUUGUUCACUUUUAGAAAAGCAUCUCAGUUAACCUAUUAAAUAUUAUGUAGUGCUGAUCAAAUGGCUUAAACUCUACUUAAACUAUUUUACUGCCAAACUUACUGUGAAAUAGAAUAACAUUGACUAAAAGUGUGUGGUGCUGGAGGUAUGGCUGGCUGUGGGCAGUAAUUGCCUUUUCAAUGGCAACAGUUCUGCAGCUUUAGAAAGUAGGUGUCCCUGUUAAUGUUUGUGUUCUGACCCUACCUUAAAUUAUUAUGAAGCUCAUACUACUGAAAGUUAUCUUGUUCUUUAACUGCACUAAACUCAAGUCUACCAUAAGGAUCUCUUAUUUUGGCCCUAAUCUAGUUCUCAUCAGUGUAGGGUUUUUCAUUUUCUUUUAAAAAUCUAUAAAUAUAUGCCUUGGAAAAUUCAUGUUCAUUUUUAUUAAAAAUAAGCAUUUCCUUUAAAGCUGUCCUUCGCUGGCUAUACUGUGUACCUGGAACACUAUAAGCAGUGUUCUGAGUUAAACUAAAAAGCAAACCAUCUGUCAGCAAAAAUCUCAGCCAGGGUCAGCAUAAGAAAGCACAUCAUUAAAUGGUGGUUUCUAAUGCAGAGAAGAAUAUCUAGUAAGUAUGAACCUAGUCUGGGACCACUUAAAUGGCUCCCUCUGUAUAGCAGUAAAUGCCUCCUGAAGUUGAUUGUAAACUUGCAUCAAAAUGUCAAUUUUAUUAAGAGAUAAGUAUUUUCAUAUAGACACUGCAUUUGAUCAGUUUGUGUUUCUCCUUCAAAGAUUGGUUUCUUGAGAUCACUUGCUGCUUGUAGUGCCGUCUGUUGCUUUAUAGAACCUCUUCAGAAAUUCCUGGAUGAUAGAUAACUGUCAGUGUUGCUAUCCCUUGUGACUAUAAAAUAUAGGCAUCACGUUAAAAUGAGGCAUAAUGUUUUAUCAAGUGAUGAUUUCAACCUAUGCACCAUUAAGUCGAUCAUGUUUCACAUUUAAUUUUUAGGUAGAUGUCUGGGUUCAAAUUAGCAUUUGUUUCAGUUGUUAAAACAAUUAAUCAUGAGAGGUUUACUGCUUGACUUCUCCUGUUAUGUACAUGUAUAUACAUUUAAGCCUCCGACCAGUAUGAAAAGUUAAAAUGAAAACUCUUCUAAUCUGUGUCCGCAUCACUGGAUAAGCACUAGCUCAAUUCAAGAUUGUUUACAAAUCAGGCAGGAAUAAAUAAAGGGAAUAUAUUCUGUUUGGGUUGGGGCUCUGAACAUAUUUUUGUAAAGGGAAAAAAUGCAUUCUUUGUGCCAUUUCAUGUGCCUAUAAUCUAAUUUUUUAUAUUAACAUCCUGGAAAUGAAUGGGCUUUUUGUCUGUAGCAAAGUUUUGAAUCAUCUCUAUCUGCAACUGAAAAAGUGAGAACUGCCUAAAAAGAUGGCCUUUUGGGACCAGUAGGAGUGUUCUUGUAUCAUUGUCAUUUUCUGUUUACUUGUAUUUUAAAAGAAAAUGUGUUCUGGGGAAAAAAUACAUUUUUUGCAGCAGAAGAGGUGGCCUUCUAUUUGAGACAGUCUUCACUGUGUAAACAUUAAAACAGUAUGUAAUUUAAAGACCAUGAACUUCAGGCAAUAAGUAAGCUUUUAAAGUUUAUUUCGGGGAUCAUAGCUUGUUUUAUUUUUGUGCUAUAAAAUUAACAGUAUUAAAUGAAUUAUAUUCUUAGACUACAUGGAGUGUCUCUUUUUAAGACUAGUGCCUUUUAUUUUCUUACUCCACUUAUUUCAUAAUAUGGUCCCAACAUCAAGCCAGUGUUGUUAGUGCCCUGUUUGUACAGUCUCUAAAUAAAAAAGCCUUGUAACAUUA